Molecule: messenger RNA, 978 nt
Organism: Cetraspora pellucida
Lineage: Eukaryota; Fungi; Glomeromycota; Glomeromycetes; Diversisporales; Gigasporaceae
Source: the annotation of a GenBank genome assembly
AUGGAUCAUUCCUCAGUCCUUAUUGAUGAGAAAAUAUAUUUUAGUGGUGGAAUUACUGAUCAAUCUACGAAUGAAUUCUUCUACUUAGAUGUUUCUAAACCAUUUAACACGAGUGAUAAUAAUACAUCAAUGCCAUGGUUUGACCUUACUGAUAUUAAUAGUCCUAAAACGCUUAAAGGUUCGGCCUGUAGUGGUGGAGAAAAUAACGGAUUACUUUUUGUUUUUGGUGGUUACAUUUAUGGAUCUGAUAAUAUUUCUUCUCAUCAAUAUGAUAUAAGUAAAAAAGUAUGGACUGAUAUCAAGUCUGGACCAAUUAAUAGAUAUGGUAUUUCAUGUGCUAAAUUUAAUGAUAGUUUGAUCGCUAUUUUUGGAGGUGCUGCUAUAAAUGGUAGCGAUAAUUUAUUUAAUGAUCUUUGGACAUUCGAUAUAUCAACAUCGUUAUGGAAUUUAAAAAAUGCUCAAAAUCCUCCUUCACCUAGGGUGGGUUAUUGCGCAGUAACUUUACCUGAUCAAAGCAUAUUAUACAUUGGUGGACAGACAUCUGACCUAUUUGCUCCAAUGGAUACUUUGCCAUUAUAUAAUACAAAAUCUGAUACAUGGAUAAAUAUGGCUGUAUCUGGUCCAGCACCUCCCGGUCGUAGAGAUUUCUCGGCGGUGUUGACCAACGACAAUCGUAUUAUAAUUUAUGGUGGCAUGAUGGAUGAAUUAUAUGUUAGUGGGGAUGCGUGGACAUUAUAUAUUGAAAAUUCUCAAUGGUCAUGGACAAAAGGAAAUAUUACAAAUUCAUCUGAGGAUUCUAUUAUUUACAGUUAUGGACAUACUGCGACUUUAGUGAAUAAUUAUAUGUUUAUUAAUUUUGGUAAUAGACUUCCUAUCGAAAACAAUUCACCGAUAAUAAUGCUUUUAGAUGUAAGCCAAAAAGACAAUUUUAGAUGGGUUACUGAAUUUAUUCCAAAUAUUAUGAAUACUACGGUUUAA